AUGCCGGCCCAAGUUCUCCCUUCUGAGUCUUAUGCGAAGAAUGGCGUCGUAAAACUGACCAACUGCCGCGUUGUUCGUAGCGAUCGGCUUGUUGAAGAAGAUAUAUGGAUGAGCUCACAGACGGGCAAGAUCUUGAAUGGGCAACGAGAGUUCUUCGACAGUCGAACAGAGCCGGAUGAGACGGUUGACUUAGGAGGCCGGAUCGUCUGUCCUGGCUUCAUUGAGACCCAGCUCAACGGUGCAUUUGGUUUUGACUUCUCUGUCGUGCCAGAAAAUCUGUCAGACUACAGCAAAGGCCUGGCUCACGUCAACAACCUGCUGGCCAAGACAGGUGUAACAUCCUAUUUGCCCACAGUGACAAGUCAACCUGCCAGGGUCUACCAAACGGUCUUACCUUUCCUCGGACCCAGUGGUGCCCUCCGUUCUCCAUCUAUUGGUGCCGAAUCACUUGGAGCUCAUUGCGAAGGGCCCUUCAUAAGCCCCAAGCGGAACGGCAUCCACUUCCUUUCAAACAUCCUAGAUCCAGCUUCCGGGAUCUCCUCCCUUGAGUCCUGCUAUGGAACCGAUAAUCUCCAGGCCUCCACCACUCCUAUCAAGGUCAUCACCCUCGCACCUGAACUCCCCAAUGCCGUUCCUGUCAUCGAAGAACUAUCUGCGCGUGGAAUCAUCCCGUCUAUUGGGCACACGGAUGCCACCUACGAAGAAGCCCUUGCUGGCAUAAAUGCGGGAGCAAAAACCGUUACUCACCUAUUCAACGCCAUGCGACCACUACACCACCGCAAUCCAGGUGUCUUCGGUCUACUUGGCACCGCUCCAUCUGCACUCGCACACUCGAUCGACCUAGGUUCAGAUACUCCCAGCGCUCAUCACGACCCACCUGCCCAUGAAACGUACACGAAGCCAUACUUCGGCAUCAUCACUGACGGCAUCCACGUCCACCCCAGCGUCGCAACCCUCGCCUACUCCUUUCACCCCGACGGCAUGAUCAUCGUAACCGACGCCAUGCCUUUCCAGACCUACCCCGACGGCCUCUACCCCGCCCCCUACGGCUCCCACAUCCGCAAAUCCGGGAACGUGCUCACGCUCGAAGAGUCAUCCCGCCCCGCGGGGCGGCUAGCGGGGUCAUCGAGCUCGUUGAUUGAGUGUGUGGAGAAUUUCUGGAAUUGGGUCGGGCCGGAGGUGUCGUUGGCGAGGGUGUUGGCUACGGUGACGUCGACGCCGGCGAAGAUGUUGGGUUGCUAUGGGGCGAAGGGAUGUCUUGAGCCGGGCGCGGAUGCGGAUGUGGUGGUGUUGAAGGGUGGGUUGGAGAGGAGUGGAAGGAAGACGUUGAGGGUGGCUGAAGUAUGGAAGUUUGGCGCGCGGGUGCAUAAGGGCGACGUCUAG
Eremomyces bilateralis CBS 781.70 is the source of this 1383-nucleotide messenger RNA. RefSeq names its product N-acetylglucosamine-6-phosphate deacetylase. The record is from RefSeq and is a predicted model, not a curated record. The coding region runs from base 1 to 1383 and encodes 460 amino acids. Gene Ontology annotation, molecular function: N-acetylglucosamine-6-phosphate deacetylase activity. NCBI's taxonomy places the organism in Eukaryota, Fungi, Ascomycota, Dothideomycetes, Eremomycetales, Eremomycetaceae. The transcript is spliced from 3 exons. Gene Ontology annotation, biological process: N-acetylglucosamine catabolic process.